Messenger RNA from Mytilinidion resinicola, 1140 nucleotides. RefSeq lists its product as uncharacterized. Bases 237 to 1016 code for a protein of 259 amino acids. The record is from RefSeq and is a predicted model, not a curated record. NCBI's taxonomy places the organism in Eukaryota, Fungi, Ascomycota, Dothideomycetes, Mytilinidiales, Mytilinidiaceae. The transcript has 4 exons.
UCGGCCCCUACAGCGAGAGAUCAUGUGCCAAAGACACACCAGCAGGACCUUGUUGCCUAUGAGGCUGAGUUCUGGUCUUCCUCCUCUGUCGCUAUCUUCAAUCCCCGCAUUCAGCCAACUCUAUCUGCAAAUCAGAUCUGUCCUUUGCACCUACUAACACAGUCUUCUUGCAGCCGGACAAGAACGCGGCUACAAGGCUAUGCCAUUCACAAGGCUCCUUCACUCCAGCACUCAUCAUGAGCUGUCCAAAUCCCAACUGCGACUUUCUAUACGAACCGCUCGACCAUUCGCGCCAGCAAAUUCGGCUUCUUCGCAUAACACCGUCAACAUCAGAACUCAUUAACUGCGAAUUGAAGGUGGUCGAACUCUCGGGCGGCCCGAUCUACAAAGCUUUAUCCUACACGUGGGGAGCGCCGCUUCCUGCUAAAAACAUACUAGUCGAAGGCACAUCAUUUACAGUCCGGGAGAAUCUCUAUCUGUUUUUGGAGGCGUCUAAAGUUCAGGAGAGAAAUCAUCAAGUGAAUUUCAUGGGCCAGAUCUACAAAAGUGCAUCUGAAGUCGUGGCCUGGCUUGGACCGGAGGCUGAUUCGAGCGAUCUCGCCAUGGCUCGCAUUUCUGGUGGGGCACAUUCCGGUGAUCACCAGGAAUCGUCGGCCUUGGUCCGUAGGGCACGCUCUGUUCUUGAUUAUCAAGAAUCGCCGGCCAUGGUCCGCCCAUCAAGUUUCCCAGGCUAUCACAACUCCGUCGUCGAGGGUAACGACUCAUAUGGUCACCAAAGUUCUGCGAACAUCGUAGAGCAGAUAAGACAUUCUGACGAAAACGGCUUCGAAGGCCUUUGGGGCCUCGACGACUUUGAGGACCUCGACAACUUGAACAACCUUGAAAAUCCCGACAACUUCAACGACUUCGAUUUCGACGACUACGGCGGCUUCCACGACUCCGACGACCCCAACAAUUUUGAAGGCGACACGCCCCUAAGCACAGCUAUGCGGUCGCUCUUCAGUCGGCCGUACUGAAAACGUAUUUGGAUCCUUCAGGAGAUUCGAGGAAUUCUUCAGAAUUGCAAAAGUCCUUCGAGAAAAGCCAGGCGAAGCCAAGCGUGUUUCCGAUAUCCCUGGAAGCCAGGACGCUAGGGCUAUC